Messenger RNA from Trematosphaeria pertusa, 720 nucleotides. RefSeq names its product putative mitochondrial intermembrane space translocase subunit Tim10. The coding region runs from base 99 to 386 and encodes 95 amino acids. The transcript has 2 exons. The record is from RefSeq and is a predicted model, not a curated record. Gene Ontology annotation, biological process: protein insertion into mitochondrial inner membrane. Gene Ontology annotation, cellular component: mitochondrial inner membrane. Lineage: Eukaryota; Fungi; Ascomycota; Dothideomycetes; Pleosporales; Trematosphaeriaceae.
CGUGCUUUCCUUCCGCUCAACCGCAUCCUACUGUCCCGGGCACAUCCGGCCUAAAUUUGCCUCAAGAACCCUUCAGAGAGCCCCAAAACCAAGUCAAAAUGUCUUUCCUCUUCGGCCGCCAACCGCAAAUCUCCUCGGAGCAAAAGAUCGCUCAAGCAGAGGCAGAAAUCGACAUGGUGUCUGACAUGUACUCACGCCUAGUCCAAUCCUGCAGCAAAAAGUGCAUCGACACCGCCUACCGCGAAGCCGACCUCAACAAGGGCGAGUCCGUCUGCCUCGAUCGCUGCGUCGCAAAGUUCUUCGAGGUCAACGUCAAAGUGAGCGAGAAGAUGCAGGGCGAGGCGCAGAACAGGGCUGGUGGCGGGGGCAUGUUUGGUGGCAUGUAGAAGCCGAUUGGCGCUGUGAGGGCAAUGGAUGGCAGGUGGGGAUGACAUGGACGAGGCACUUUAGGACGAGGCAUUGGAGUUGGAGAACACAGCAUCUAUGGAAGGAGAUUCAGAAUCCCCGCUUUAUAUUAUCGGCGCAUGACAGGUCGGCAUGGCUCGAUGGAAUCUGAUAUUGUACAAUACUUUUGGGUCGGUGGAAUGGGUAGCGCCAACAACGAAUUCAAGCAAACCGGUUCGCAAUGAAGACGAUGGUUACUCUCCUCCAUAUAGUCGGCUUCGGACAUUCAGAGACGCAGAACAUCUUCCCACGUUAUGCUCCAUAGUCCUCAUCCCA